This is a messenger RNA of Chrysochloris asiatica (Cape golden mole), 452 nucleotides long. It is a transcript of the gene POLE4, whose product is annotated as polymerase (DNA-directed), epsilon 4, accessory subunit. The transcript is spliced from 4 exons. The record is from RefSeq and is a predicted model, not a curated record. Bases 24 to 452 code for a protein of 142 amino acids. Gene Ontology annotation, molecular function: protein heterodimerization activity. Lineage: Eukaryota; Metazoa; Chordata; Mammalia; Afrosoricida; Chrysochloridae. Gene Ontology annotation, cellular component: epsilon DNA polymerase complex; nucleus.
CGCGCAGCACGCUCUGGGCCGGGAUGGCGGCGGCGGCGGCGGCGGCAGUGACUGGCAACGGGGUACCCCGAGAAGAAGAUGGGCCUGUGAGUGAGGCAGCGGCCCCACAGCCUCAAGCCCCGACGAAUGCGCCCGGGGCUCGUCUUUCGAGGCUACCACUGGCUCGAGUGAAGGCCCUGGUGAAGGCGGACCCCGACGUGACGCUCGCCGGACAGGAAGCCAUCUUCAUUCUGGCACGAGCCGCGGAAUUGUUUGUGGAGACCAUUGCAAAAGAUGCCUAUUGCUGCGCUCAACAAGGAAAGAGGAAAACCCUCCAGAGAAGAGAUUUGGAUAACGCAAUAGAAGCUGUGGAUGAAUUUGCUUUUCUGGAAGGGCGACUAGAGAUGGGCUCAGAUGUUGAUGUUAUGCUAGGGACCUCCAAAGGCCAGAACACAAAAGGCUUCACUUUAUGA